This is a messenger RNA of Encephalitozoon cuniculi GB-M1, 597 nucleotides long. RefSeq names its product TATA-binding protein. The coding region runs from base 1 to 597 and encodes 198 amino acids. The transcript has a single exon. Gene Ontology annotation, biological process: DNA-templated transcription initiation. Lineage: Eukaryota; Fungi; Microsporidia; Unikaryonidae. The record is from RefSeq and is marked provisional. Gene Ontology annotation, molecular function: RNA polymerase II general transcription initiation factor activity; DNA binding.
AUGGACGCACCAGAUAUUUCUUAUGAGCAUCAGGAGACAUCUGUUCCAAACAGAUCCGGAAUAAUUCCCACCCUUCAGAACGUUGUUGCAACGGUCAAUCUGAGCUGUAAACUCGACCUGAAGAAUAUAGCCCUCCGGGCCAGAAAUGCCGAAUAUAAUCCGAAAAGAUUCGCUGCUGUGAUAAUGAGGAUAAGAGAGCCGAAAACCACAGCACUGAUUUUUGCUUCCGGAAAAAUGGUGAUAACGGGUGCAAAGAGCGAGAAGAGUUCGAGAAUGGCAGCCCAGAGGUAUGCAAAGAUAAUCCACAAGCUGGGAUUCAAUGCAACAUUUGAUGACUUCAAAAUACAGAACAUAGUUUCGUCUUGCGACAUCAAAUUCAGCAUCAGGCUAGAGGGGCUGGCAUAUGCCCAUAGCAACUACUGCAGCUACGAACCAGAGCUCUUUCCAGGGCUGAUUUACAGAAUGGUCAAGCCCAAGAUUGUACUCUUGAUAUUUGUUUCUGGAAAGAUUGUUCUCACCGGUGCCAAAGUGAGAGAUGACAUUUACCAGGCAUUCAACAAUAUAUAUCCCGUGCUGAUACAGCACAGAAAGGCAUAA